Molecule: messenger RNA, 1614 nt
Organism: Lycium ferocissimum
Lineage: Eukaryota; Viridiplantae; Streptophyta; Magnoliopsida; Solanales; Solanaceae
Product: WAT1-related protein At4g30420
Exons: 7
Coding region: 184-1326 (380 amino acids)
Cellular component (GO): plasma membrane
Molecular function (GO): transmembrane transporter activity
Source: RefSeq, a predicted model, not a curated record
AGUUGCUUGGUAAUGCCAUAUGAGACAGUUGUAAUAAAGUAUUCAUUAUUUACUACUAUCAUUUUAUUCCCCAGCGUCUGCUUAUAAAUCAAGCAAAUUCCCAUAUCAAAUCAUCACAACAAAGACAAUCAUCACUAGAAGUUUUUGUUAUACUACUUUUAAUCUUUUUUAUAUAGCAAAAAGAUGGGGUUUGAAACUAGUUACAAGCCCACAAUUGUUAUGAUUGCUUUGCAAUUUAUGUAUGCUGGUGUUACUUUAUCUACUAGAGCUACUCUUGUACAAGGGUUGAGUUCUAGAGUUUUUGUUGUUUAUAGACAAACUAUAGCCUUUCUCCUCAUUGCUCCUAUUGCCUUUGUGCCAAGAAGGAAAACAGGCAGUAGGUGCUUGGGAUGGAAGAGCUUUUGGCUGAUAUUCUUGGCUGCUUUCGUUGGUGUGACAUUAAAUCAGAAUAUGUAUUUUUCUGGUCUGUACUACUCUUCAUCUUCUAUUGGAAGUGCCACUGGAAAUCUUGUUCCGGCAUUCACUUUUCUCAUGGCAUGGCUCAUGGGAUUGGAGAAAGUCCAAAUCAAAAGCUUGAGAAGUAUAGCAAAGGUGAUUGGGACAAUUCUAUGUGUUGCUGGAGCUGUUGCAAUGGCAUUAGUUAAAGGGCCAAAGUUGCUAAAUUCAGAAUUCAUUCCCACAAAUGGAUUAUUGUUAGUUCUCGGCAAAGAAAGUAGUGAGAAUUUGGACUCUAAUUGGAUGCUUGGUGUAACUUUGCUCGUUGCAAGUGCUUUUUCCUGGUCAUUUUGGCUCAUUUUGCAGGUGUCAUUGUCAGCAAAUUGCCCAGAUCAUCUAUCUUUAACAGCCUGGUUAUGCCUAUUUGCUGCUAUUCAAGGUGCAAUUGUCACAUUCUUCUUUGAACCUGAUAUCAAUAGCUGGAAAGUUACUUCAUCAUUGGAGCUCAUUUCUUGCUUAUACACUGGAUUUUCGUCAGCUGUUUCUUUCUUUGGGCAAGCUUGGUGCAUUUCACACAGAGGUCCAUUAUUUUCAGCUAUGUUCAAUCCAUUAUGCACUGUUAUAGUGACAGUAUUUGCCUCGGCAUUUAUGCAAGAAGAAAUGUACACUGGAAGCUUGGUGGGAUCUCUGGCUGUGAUAUUUGGACUAUAUGUGGUACUAUGGGGAAAGGCAAAGGAUAAAAAAGAGGAAAUUAUUGUAGAGGAAGAGCCAGUGAAGCAACAGAUUCAAGAAACUACAAUUACAAUUCAAGAUUCUAAUUCAGAUUUGAUCACAAGUUGUAAAAUAGAUUUAGAGGAACCACUUUUGACUAAAAAUUCAACUAGCAAUUAAGAUGAUAAGUAGUGUAAGAAGUAAAAAAAAAAGAUUAAACUUGUGACAAGUAGUUAUAUUUUCCCUCAUAUGUAUGAGCAUUUAUUAAUUAUUGUGUUGUAUGUAGCUAGCAUUUUCUUUUUUCCCUUCUCAAUAAAAUUUGUUUAGGAGUUUUGUUAUUACUAUUUUUUUCUCUAUUAAUAAAAGUGAUAAACACAUAUGUUCCAGCCUUUGGAAAGUCAGAACUAUAUUCUUCCUCGGAUAUUGUCGUUUCUUUUUAAAUAAUACAUUUCUCUUUGUUGUUUUGUU